AUGGUGUCCAAGCUCACGUCGCUCCAGCAAGAACUCCUGAGCGCCCUGCUGAGCUCCGGGGUCACCAAGGAAGUGCUUGUCCAGGCCUUGGAGGAGUUGCUGCCAUCCCCGAGUUUCGGAGUGAAGCUGGAGACCCUGCCCCUGUCCCCCGGGAGCGGGGCCGAACCCGAUACCAAGCCGGUCUUCCAUACUCUCACGAAUGGCCACGCCAAGGGCCGCUUGUCCGGGGACGAGGGCUCCGAAGACGGGGACGACUAUGACACUCCUCCCAUCCUCAAGGAGCUGCAAGCGCUCAACACCGAGGAGGCGGCGGAGCAGCGGGCAGAGGUGGACCGGAUGCUCAGUGAGGACCCUUGGAGGGCUGCCAAAAUGAUCAAAGGCUACAUGCAGCAACACAACAUCCCCCAGAGAGAGGUGGUUGAUGUCACGGGUCUGAACCAGUCACACCUCUCCCAGCAUCUCAACAAGGGCACCCCUAUGAAGACCCAGAAACGUGCUGCCCUGUACACCUGGUACGUCCGAAAGCAACGGGAGAUCCUUCGACAAUUCAACCAGACAGUCCAGAGUUCUGGAAAUAUGACAGACAAAAGCAGUCAGGAUCAGCUGCUGUUUCUCUUUCCAGAGUUCAGUCAACAGAGCCAGGGGCCUGGGCAGUCCGAUGACGCCUGCUCUGAGCCCGCCAACAAGAAGAUGCGUCGCAACCGGUUCAAAUGGGGGCCCGCAUCCCAGCAAAUCUUGUACCAGGCCUACGACCGGCAAAAGAACCCCAGCAAGGAAGAGAGGGAGGCCUUAGUGGAGGAAUGCAACAGGGCAGAAUGUUUGCAGCGAGGUGUCUCUCCGUCCAAAGCCCACGGCCUGGGCUCCAACCUGGUCACUGAGGUCCGUGUCUACAACUGGUUUGCAAACCGCAGGAAAGAGGAAGCGUUCCGGCAGAAGCUGGCCAUGGACGCCUACAGCUCCAACCAGACGCACAGCCUGAACACCCUCCUCUCCCACGGCUCCCCCCACCACCAGCCCAGCGCUUCUCCUCCAAACAAGCUGUCAGGAGUGCGCUACAGCCAGCAGGGAAACAAUGAGGUCACUUCCUCCUCAACAAUCAGUCACCACGGCAACAGCGCCAUGGUGACCAGCCAGUCUGUUUUACAGCAAGUCUCUCCAGCCAGCCUGGACCCAGGCCACAAUCUCCUCUCACCUGAUGGUAAAAUGAUCUCAGUCUCAGGAGGUGGCUUGCCCCCCGUCAGCACCUUGACGAACAUCCACAGCCUGUCCCACCAUAAUUCCCAGCAAUCUCAAAACCUCAUCAUGACACCCCUCUCUGGAGUCAUGGCCAUUGCACAAAGCCUCAACACCUCCCAAGCCCAGAGCGUCCCCGUCAUCAACAGUGUGGCCGGCAGCCUGGCAGCCCUGCAGCCGGUCCAGUUCUCGCAGCAGCUGCACAGCCCUCACCAGCAGCCCCUCAUGCAGCAGAGCCCAGGCAGCCACAUGGCCCAACAGCCCUUCAUGGCUGCUGUGACUCAGCUGCAGAACUCACACAUGUACACACACAAGCAGGAGCCUCCCCAGUAUUCCCACACCUCCCGGUGUCCUGCGAUGGUGGUCACAGAUACGAGCAGCAUCAGCACGCUCACCAACAUGUCUUCCAGCAAACAGUGUCCUCUCCAAGCCUGGUGA
This is a messenger RNA of Rhinolophus ferrumequinum (greater horseshoe bat), 1671 nucleotides long. It is a transcript of the gene HNF1B, whose product is annotated as HNF1 homeobox B. Gene Ontology annotation, cellular component: nucleus. Gene Ontology annotation, biological process: liver development; pancreas development; positive regulation of DNA-templated transcription. Gene Ontology annotation, molecular function: DNA-binding transcription factor activity, RNA polymerase II-specific; RNA polymerase II cis-regulatory region sequence-specific DNA binding. Lineage: Eukaryota; Metazoa; Chordata; Mammalia; Chiroptera; Rhinolophidae. The record is from RefSeq and is a predicted model, not a curated record.